Molecule: messenger RNA, 3379 nt
Organism: Helobdella robusta
Lineage: Eukaryota; Metazoa; Annelida; Clitellata; Rhynchobdellida; Glossiphoniidae
Exons: 15
Coding region: 412-2784 (790 amino acids)
Biological process (GO): DNA replication initiation; mitotic DNA replication checkpoint signaling
Cellular component (GO): nuclear origin of replication recognition complex
Molecular function (GO): DNA replication origin binding; ATP hydrolysis activity; ATP binding
Source: RefSeq, a predicted model, not a curated record
AAAUAGUCCUAGUACAUAGAUAAAACCACAUAUUUAGAGUAAAACAUAAUAGGAUGAUUAAAAAGGAUAAAUAGGAUAUUCUGACUAAAUUGAUGGGAUAAAAUAUACCACAAGCCAUCUCUAGACAAUGGCCAACUAAUUCGCUGUAGAAAACAAAAACAUUGGUCGGCUCUUUAAAUAAAAUCUUGUUAAUUAAAAUUAAUUAAUUAAUUAAAUUAUUUCAUUUAUUAUAAUUCAUUUUUUGAAUCUAGUUUCUAGUAGAUCGAUAAAUUUUAAUUUUCAACCUUUUUAAAAAAAUUUUCGAUGUGAUGAUAAAAUUUGAAUUUUGAAAGUAAAUUUCCUGAAGAAGAUUAACAUUAAAAAAAUUAAACAUUAAAAUUUAAUUUAAAUAAAAGUUUUUUAAGUGUAGCAAUGAUGAAGAAGUCUGAGGAAUGUGAUUUUCAGUGGAUUGAGUUGUCAAAAGGCAAAGAUGCAAGAGGCCAACAACUAUAUGAAAGUUGCAUGGUGAAUGAUGCAUUGAUAUCCUCUGGUGAUUACGUCCUCAUCAACAAUUACGACGAUCCUGAGAAUGAAAACACUGCCUACAUCGCAAAAAUCGUCAAAAUGUUUCACUCAGAGGCGAAACGAACCGCCCCUCAUCGAGCGACAGUCUCGUGGUUUGCUCGUCUGCACGACAUGCCAGCACAUGUCAGAAACAAGUUUCCAUUGACGCCUGCAUCUCCACCAUCGCCAUCUUGUCGUCUCCAGGAAAUUUUCCUCAACACCAUGAACUUUGAAAACAACAUCGAUUUGGAGACCGUGUUGAAAAAAAUUUAUGUCACAGAUAUCUCCAGAGAGGACAACACUAGUAAAACUGGAAUGAACUACGACAGCAGCUGCAACAAUCAUUUUGUCUUCAAAGGACGUGUGUAUGAUGGCAAAAGUAUAACAGAUGAAAAAAACAAAGAGAAUCAAAAUGAUGGUGAUGAUGGUUUCAACCUGAUUUCAAGGUCAGGUCGCAAGCUGAAGAAGGUCGUCAUGGAUCUCAGUCCCGAUGUCAACUUGCAAAAAAACAGGAGAGCUUCCACUGCUACUGAUGGCUAUAGAGGAUCAUGCAAGAAAAGCUUGUUUGCCUCUGCCACCACUCCAAGCAACAGCACUGCUCUCUCCAUAACGUGCACUCCUUCCGCACGAUCCACAAGACACUCCUCCACAGCACCCGACACACCUUCCAGCAAACAUUCCAACGACACGCCUCGAAGCACUGCCGCAAGAAGGAAAAGUACAACUAACCUUCAGAAGUCAUCGUCUGCAGCUAAGGCUAAACCUAAAUUGAAAGUCACAAAAAACACUGAUGACGGUGAUGACGUUGAGUAUGAUGAUCUCCUUAGAGAUGAUGAUGGUGAUGAUGAUGAAGAUGAUGACAGUGAUUAUAAUUUUGAUGAAGCUGACCUGUCAGGAUCCAGUACACCACCACCAUCGUCGCCAUCGGUGUCUUCGGAUGGUGAUGGUGGUGAUGGGAGGAGACUACCUCAUAGAAGAUCAACUCGUUCUAAGAAAAAGUUUACAAAGAUUAAAAAUAGAAAGCAGACAAGCAGGACCAACAGCGUAUAUGUAACACGCUCAGAUGGUGUCGGAGAGUUCAUAACUGGAUGCAAGCUCUCAUCCAUCUCUCUCAAGGACAAAUCCAAUCUGCAGCUGAUCAGAGAAAGAUUGCAUCUGGCAGUUGUUCCAGAUGAUCUACCAUGCAGGGAGGAAGAGUUUGCUGACAUCUACCAAUUCAUCAGGAACAAGAUCAUUGAUAGGUCUGGAGGGUGCAUGUACAUCUCUGGGGUGCCAGGGACGGGCAAGACGGCCACAGUCCGACAGGUGAUGUCCAUCCUGCAUGACGAACACCUCAGCGGUGACCUGGCCAUGUUUAAGUAUAUCGAGGUCAAUGGCAUGAAACUCGUCGAUCCACACCAUGCAAAUGUCGAGAUAUUGAAGCAACUGACAGGUCAGAAAGCCACUGCGGAACAUGCAUGUAACUUGUUGGACAGGAGGUUCAAAACAGAGGAUCCCCAUCGAGUGCCUGUCGUGCUGCUUGUUGAUGAGCUUGACUUAUUGUGGACCCGCAAGCAGACGGUGAUGUACAAUUUGUUCGACUGGCCGUCGUACAAAUACUCGCAACUGAUUGUCAUCGCCAUUGCCAACACCAUGGACCUGCCCGAGAGGAUGCUGAUGUCCAGGGUGGCCAGUAGGCUUGGUUUGACCCGUCUGACCUUUCAGCCAUACAACCAUCAUCAGCUGCAGGAGAUUGUCCUAUCCAGGAUCCAGGGGUUCGAUGCAUUCCACGAAGAUGCCGUCCAGUUGGUUGCCAGAAAGGUGGCGGCUGUGUCGGGAGAUGCUCGGCGAGCUCUUGAAAUAUGUCGCAGAGCAACAGAGUUGGUCACUGGUAAGGAGCAAUUCAUCAGCAUGGUGCAUGUUGAUGCUGCUAUCCAGGAGAUGUUCUCAGCUCCAUGUAUGGUGGCUGUCAGAACUUCAUCUUUCUUUGAGAAAAUGUUCCUCAAGUCUCUUCUAAGUGAAUUUCAGAGGACUGGUAUUGAGGAGGCGGUUCUGGCCAAUGUUUACACACAGUUUGUAGCCCUAUGUCGAUUUGAAGGUGUAACCUCCCCCAACCUGUCGCAAGUAUCUCGCAUGUGCAACAAACUUGGAGGUUUCAAAUUAUUGUUGACGGACUCAAGCAGGAACGAUAUUCACCAGAAGAUUCGCCUCAACAUGAGUCAAGAUGAUUUAUCCUACGCUCUCAAACAAGAUAACUCAUGAAAAUCACUGUUCUUGUAUAUCAUGACAGAUAUACGAAACACAAAACUAAACGAAUAUUCUUUUUAAAAGCUGGCUGUUGCAAGCAUAGUCGAAAAAAACUGCAUAAUUCAUCGAAACUGGUUCGCAGUGGCCUGUAUAUAAAAUAACCUUUAUUCAGAAUGUGUGAUGAUUGCACGGCCUCAGCUCUUUUCAUUUAAAUUAUUUAAAUUUAUUAAAGUUUGUGCCCCUUGUUGCAUCAGUUUAAAUUUUCAUUAUUUAAUUGAUUAAAAUUUUGAGCAUUAUAAUGAAGUCAAUCACUUUCAACUUUAGAUUAAUUUAUAGUUUUUAAUAAUCAUCAGACGCUACAUAAAAAUUUUUCACGUCGUUGCUGGCUUAGCUAUUAAUCACAUUUUAGAAAAUUUGCUAAUUAAUUUUUUUUUAGACGUAUCAGUGUUGUUUAGUUGUGUUUUCAAAUUAUUUCAUAUAUUUAAAACAUUUUUGGCAAAUUUUUCUUGUCUUCCCAUAAAAUGUUCAAGUCUAUACUUUGACUAUUUUACAAUGCCGCUUUUUGUGUUAACCUUGCUCAAAAUGUGAUUUAUAAAAUUUAACAACAUGU